This is a messenger RNA of Diplodia corticola, 981 nucleotides long. RefSeq names its product methyltransferase domain-containing protein. Lineage: Eukaryota; Fungi; Ascomycota; Dothideomycetes; Botryosphaeriales; Botryosphaeriaceae. The record is from RefSeq and is a predicted model, not a curated record. Gene Ontology annotation, molecular function: methyltransferase activity. The transcript is spliced from 10 exons. The coding region runs from base 1 to 981 and encodes 326 amino acids.
AUGACGUCUUUGGAUCAGAUUGUCUACGCUCCCGGGGACCAGGAGAUCGAGGUCGAUACCAGUUUCGAUGACGACUCUGCCGUUGGAAGUGUGGAGGAUCGCCUUUCCCAAUAUUCGCAGUCACUAAGCUCGAGUGUCAUCGCCUAUCCGAUUGAGCACGGCCGCCGCUACCACGCGUACAAGGAUGGCUCUUACAUCAUGCCCAAUGAUGAGAAUGAGGCAGAUCGCCUUGACCUGCUGCACCAUAUGCUGAUGAUCUUGUUCGACGGCAAGCGUAUCCACUCUCCGGUCAAGAGGGAAAACCUCAGACGUGUUCUUGAUGCCGGUACUGGGACGGGUAUUUGGGCAAUCGACGUCGGCGAUGAGUAUCCCGAGGCAGAGGUUAUCGGCAACGAUCUCAGCCCCACUCAGCCACAGUGGGUGCCACCGAACGUCAAGUUCGAAGUCGACGACAUCGAAGAGCCCUGGACGUAUGCGGAGCCGUUCGAUCUCAUCUUCUCCAGGUACAUGGACGCCGCCAUCUCCAACUGGCCCGCACUCGUGGCGAACAUGUUCGCCAGCACCAGGCCAGGAGGUUGGGCCGAACUCCAAGGCUUCGACACGCACUACAAAUCCGACGACGGCUCCUUGCCCGUGGACUCGUACAUCCACAAGUUCGUUGGCAUGCUCGAAGAGGGCUGCACGAAGCUGGGCAAGGAAGUCUAUACGGGCCCAACAUUCGCGGGCCUGCUCAAAGAUGCGGGCUUCGUGAACGUCCACGUGCAAAAGUACAAGUUGCCGCUGGGUCCGUGGCCGAAGGAUAAGAAGAUGAAAGAGGUCGGCACGGUGAACCUGAUGCAGGUUCUGGAGGGCAUGGAGGCGUUUUCGUACCGCCUGUUCACGGGGAUCCUGGGCUGGUCGCUCGAGGAGGUGCAGGUGCUUAUCGCAAAGACGACCAAGGAGCUGAAGAGCAUGAAGUACCAUGCGUACGACGAGUUGUAA